Messenger RNA from Hibiscus syriacus, 522 nucleotides. RefSeq names its product KH domain-containing protein At2g38610-like. The record is from RefSeq and is a predicted model, not a curated record. NCBI's taxonomy places the organism in Eukaryota, Viridiplantae, Streptophyta, Magnoliopsida, Malvales, Malvaceae. The transcript is spliced from 4 exons. The annotation marks the transcript as partial. Gene Ontology annotation, cellular component: nucleus. Gene Ontology annotation, biological process: regulation of mRNA splicing, via spliceosome. Gene Ontology annotation, molecular function: mRNA binding.
GGCGUAGAAGCCCCCAGUCCUAUGGCUUCUUCAAACAUUAUGUCAAACAUUUCUGGUACUGGAUUAGGCAGUUGGAAUAGUCUUCCUCAAGAGAGACUAAGUAGAACUCCUGGGAUGCCGAUGGACUGGCAAGGUGCACCAGCAAGCCCUAGUUCAUACACUGUUAAGAGGAUCUCGCGUCUUGAAAUUCCUGUCAAUACAUAUCCAAAUUUCAAUUUUGUUGGACGACUUCUAGGGCCUAGAGGCAAUUCAUUGAAGCGGGUAGAAGCUACUACUGGUUGCCGUGUAUACGUCAGAGGCAAAGGAUCAAUAAAGGAUCCAGACAAGGAAGAGCAGCUCAGAGGUAGACCUGGCUAUGAGCACCUGAAUGAGCCACUCCACAUCUUAAUUGAAGAUGAUUUACCGGCUAAUGUUGUCGAUAUAAGGCUUAGGCAGGCUCAAGAAAUCGUGGAAGAAUUACUGAAACCUGGGGUAUGUGUUGCUAUCUUGUUCUCCUAUUUUUGUUAGCUAUAGCCAUAGGUU